GUUACUGUAUUCCAUGUACUUUAUACAUAUCUCUUUAUAUUAUUUUACCUAGGUUUCAUCAUCAGCUUCACAGACAUUUUCUUUUCUUUAUUUCUUGUGCAUUGGAAUGGAAGAUCAUCAGGGGCAAGAGCAGCAGCAGCAACAACAGCAAAAGCAGCAACAACAACAGCAACCCAAUAGUCCAAACCAACAAGCCUCCGAGAGAACCGAACCCGUCAGGUCAAGAUGGACUCCCAAGCCAGAACAAAUCCUUAUUCUCGAGUCCAUCUUCAACAGCGGCAUGGUUAACCCACCAAAAGAUGAAACCGUCAGAAUAAGGAAGCUGCUUGAGAAAUUUGGCACCGUCGGUGAUGCCAACGUCUUCUACUGGUUCCAAAACCGCCGCUCUCGCUCUCGCCGCCGCCAACGCCAGAUUCAGGCCACCCUUAACCAGGGUGGCGGUGCAAGUACCAAUCCAUUUCAACCCCACCAUCAAAACAACCCUGCUCUUGUUGCAAACUUGGGUUUUGGUUGUGCCACUUCCUCUUUCCUUAACCCAUCUUAUAUACCACCUCGUUCUUCUUCUUCUUCUUCCUCCUGUGGUGGUGGUGCUGCUGAAGAAAGCUUCGAUGAUUUCUUCCCACCGUCUACUCAAAUGGGUUUUCCUGGAAUUGACCAUCAUGCUUCGGCUGCAUCAUCUUCAUCAGUUUUGUACCCUCUUGAAGCUUCCAAUUUGAACUAUCACUCUGGAUUUGGGGGAAUUUCAGGACUCAUCACAGUGUUCAUCAAUGGGGUUCCAACAGAAGUUCCAAGGGGGCCAAUGGACAUCAAAACAGCUUUUGGUGAAGAUGUAAUGUUAGUUCAUUCCUCUGGAAUUUCAGUUCCCACCAAUGAGUUUGGUUUCUUGAUGCAGGGCUUGCAGCAUGGUGAAAGCUACUUUGUGGUUUCAAAGCAAACACAAGUAUGAAUAGAUGAAGUUAAUUGCAUGGCAGCAAUGGAAGCUUCUGUUAGAUGUUUCUGCUAUAAAUUGUGUCUUCCUUGUUUGGUUUUUUUCUUUUUCUUUUUACCAUUUUCGUAAUACUUUAUAUGUGGUUCAAAUAUUAGAGAUCUACUAUGUGAUUAGAGAAGUCCAUAUGUAUAUCUACUUGACAAUUAUAUAUACUUUCUUUUCCUGGUUUUAGAGCAAA
This is a messenger RNA of Vigna angularis (adzuki bean), 1166 nucleotides long. Its product is annotated as WUSCHEL-related homeobox 11. Gene Ontology annotation, biological process: adventitious root development. The record is from RefSeq and is a predicted model, not a curated record. The transcript is spliced from 3 exons. Bases 107 to 946 code for a protein of 279 amino acids. Gene Ontology annotation, molecular function: DNA binding; DNA-binding transcription factor activity. Lineage: Eukaryota; Viridiplantae; Streptophyta; Magnoliopsida; Fabales; Fabaceae.